GUGUAUUCAUUAUUGCUGCCUUCAUUAAUGCCAUUGAGGGGAUUCUGACAGGCGUGAAGGCACGCACAUAAAAAUUUAUUAGCGGCUGAAUCCUGACAAGAGUGCGACAGUGUGGCGUAUUGAUCUGCGCGAUCACUUUCUAGUGCGCACAGUCCACCGUAGGCGGGAGCAGCGGUGGUCAAGCCUGCUCUCUUUAGGAGGGGCCCCAGUGUGGAGGCAGCACUGUGCACUGUGGUGCAUACCGAAGCCCAGAUACAUGCCUGCAUUUCACUUGUGGCUAGCAGCUGUAUAGUUGCGUUCAGGGUCGAAUCAGGGGGAGCUUUGUGAACAGGUUCUGACUGCUGCAGGUGGCCAUAUUGUGGUGAUCAUUCCCAGUUAAAAUGUCUCAUCGGAGUGGGCAAGAGGACCCAGAGCGCUACCUGUUUGUGGACCGGGCUGUGGUUUACAACCCAGCCACACAGGCUGACUGGACGGCCAAGAAGCUAGUGUGGGUCCCCUCCGAGCGCCAUGGCUUUGAGGCGGCGGGUAUCCGAGAAGAGCGUGGCGAGGAAGUGCUAGUGGAGUUGGCAGAGAAUGGUAAAAAGGUGGUGAUCAACAAGGAUGACAUCCAGAAGAUGAACCCACCCAAGUUUAGCAAGGUGGAAGACAUGGCUGAACUCACCUGCCUGAAUGAGGCAUCUGUGCUGCACAACCUGAAGGACCGCUACUACUCCGGACUCAUAUAUACAUACUCUGGGCUUUUCUGCGUGGUCAUCAACCCCUACAAGAACCUGCCCAUCUAUUCAGAGAACAUCAUUGAGAUGUACAGAGGGAAGAAGAGGCAUGAGAUGCCUCCGCACAUUUAUGCCAUCUCUGAAUCAGCAUACCGCUGCAUGCUUCAAGAUCGUGAGGACCAAUCAAUUCUUUGCACAGGUGAAUCAGGCGCUGGCAAGACAGAGAACACGAAGAAGGUCAUCCAGUACCUGGCCCACGUUGCCUCCUCACACAAAGGACGCAAAGAUCACAGCAUUCCUCCCGAUUCUCCCAAAGCAUUCAAACUACAGGGUGAGUUGGAACGCCAGCUCCUGCAAGCCAACCCCAUCCUUGAAUCUUUUGGCAAUGCCAAGACAGUGAAAAAUGACAACUCAUCUCGCUUUGGAAAGUUCAUCAGAAUCAACUUUGACGUCACAGGCUACAUUGUUGGGGCCAAUAUUGAAACCUAUCUUCUGGAGAAGUCAAGAGCCAUUAGACAGGCCAAAGAUGAGAGGACCUUUCACAUUUUCUAUCGCCUGCUGGCAGGGGCUGGAGAGCAUCUUCGAACGGAUCUGCUCCUCGAAGGCUUUAACAACUACCGUUUCCUGUCAAAUGGUAACAUUCCCAUUCCGGGCCAGCAGGACAAGGAGAAUUUCCAGGAGACGAUGGAGGCCAUGCACAUCAUGAGUUUCUCCCAUGACGAGAUCGUCUGCAUGUUGAAGGUGGUCUCUGCAGUGCUGCAGUUUGGAAACAUUGUUUUUAAAAAGGAGAGAAACACCGAUCAAGCUUCAAUGCCUGAGAAUACAGCGGCACAGAAGCUCUGCCACCUGCUUGGAAUGAAUGUUAUGGAGUUUACCAGAGCUAUCCUCACCCCAAGGAUCAAAGUGGGGCGAGACUAUGUGCAGAAGGCACAGACCAAAGAACAGGCUGACUUUGCUGUCGAAGCCUUGGCUAAGGCGACGUAUGAGCGGCUGUUCCGCUGGCUGGUCCAUCGCAUCAACAAGGCGCUGGAUAGGACCAAACGGCAGGGGGCGUCCUUCAUUGGCAUCCUGGACAUUGCUGGCUUUGAGAUCUUUGAGCUGAACUCAUUUGAGCAGCUGUGCAUCAACUACACCAACGAGAAGCUGCAGCAGCUCUUCAACCACACCAUGUUCAUCCUGGAGCAAGAGGAGUACCAGAGGGAGGGCAUCGAAUGGAGCUUCAUCGACUUCGGCCUCGACCUGCAGCCCUGCAUCGACCUCAUCGAGAGACCGAAUAACCCCCCUGGCAUUCUCGCCCUGCUGGAUGAGGAGUGCUGGUUUCCCAAGGCCACUGACAAGACGUUUGUAGACAAAGUGCUGCAGGAGCUGGGCACACAUAGCAAGUUUCAGAAGCCACGUCAACUCAAAGACAAAGCUGACUUCUGCAUCAUCCACUAUGCAGGAAGGGUGGACUAUAAAGCUGAUGAAUGGCUUAUGAAGAACAUGGAUCCUCUGAAUGACAAUGUAGCCACGCUGUUGCACCAGUCAACUGACAAGUUUGUGGCCGAGCUCUGGAAAGACGUUGACCGGAUAGUGGGACUGGACCAGGUUGCGGGCAUGAAUGAGACAGCGUUUGGUGCUGCCUACAAGACCAAGAAGGGCAUGUUUCGCACCGUGGGUCAGCUGUACAAGGAGCAACUGUCUAAGCUCAUGGCCACACUGAGGAACACCAACCCCAACUUUGUCCGCUGCAUCAUCCCCAACCAUGAAAAAAGGGCUGGUAAACUGGACCCCCACCUGGUUCUGGACCAGCUGAGGUGUAAUGGUGUGCUUGAGGGGAUCCGUAUCUGCAGACAGGGCUUCCCCAACCGCAUCGUCUUCCAGGAGUUUAGACAAAGAUAUGAGAUCCUCACUCCUAACGCCAUUCCCAAGGGCUUCAUGGAUGGCAAGCAGGCCUGUGAGAGAAUGAUUCAAGCCCUAGAGCUGGAUGGCAACCUUUUCCGAAUUGGCCAGAGUAAGAUCUUCUUCAGGGCCGGAGUCCUCGCCCACUUAGAGGAAGAGAGGGACCUGAAAAUCACGGACAUCAUCAUUUACUUCCAGGCUGUUUGUCGAGGAUAUCUGGCACGCAAGGCCUUCGCUAAGAAACAACAGCAGCUCAGUGCGCUAAAGGUUCUCCAGAGAAACUGUGCUGCUUACUUAAAGCUGCGUCACUGGCAGUGGUGGAGACUCUUCACUAAGGUGAAGCCCCUGCUGCAGGUGACCAGGCAGGAAGAAGAGUUGCAGGCUAAGGAUGAAGAGCUGGUCAAAGUGAAGGAGAAGCAGAUGAAGGUGGAGGGAGAGCUGGUGGAGAUGGAGAGAAAACAUCAGCAGCUAAUGGAAGAGAAGAACAUCUUAGCCGAGCAGCUGCAAGCGGAGACAGAGCUGUUCGCAGAGGCCGAGGAGAUGAGAGCUCGUCUUGCUUCCAAAAAACAAGAGCUGGAGGAGAUCCUCCACGACCUGGAGUCCAGGCUGGAGGAAGAAGAAGAGCGGAGCCAAGAGCUGCAGAACGAGAAGAAAAAGAUGCAGUCCCAUAUCCAGGACCUGGAAGAACAGUUGGAUGAGGAGGAGGCUGCCAGGCAGAAGCUGCAGCUGGAGAAAGUGACGGCUGAAGCUAAAAUGAAGAAAUACGAAGAGGACAUUUUGCUGCUGGAGGACCAGAACUCCAAGUUCCUCAAGGAAAAGAAGCUGCUUGAGGACAGAAUCAAUGAGGUGACCUCGAUGCUAGCUGAAGAGGAAGAGAAGGCCAAGAACCUGGGCAAGGUCAAAAAUAAGCAGGAAAUGAUGAUGGUCGACCUGGAGGAGAGGCUGAAAAAAGAGGAGAAGACCCGACAGGAGCUAGAGAAGGCUAAGAGGAAGCUGGAUGGGGAGACGUCCGACUUCCAGGACCAGAUAUCAGAGCUGCAGUCCCAGAUAGAAGAACUUAAAAUGCAGCUGAGCAAGAAGGACGACGAGCAGCAGAUGAUGCAGGCGAGGAGCGAGGAAGAAGUCAGCCAUAAGAACAAUGCUCUGAAGCAGAUUCGGGAGCUGCAGGCGCAGUUGUCUGAGCUGCAGGAGGACCUCGAGUCCGAAAAACAGGCCAGGAACAAGGCUGAGAAACUCAAGAGGGACUUGAGUGAAGAGCUUGAGGCCCUGAAGACUGAACUGGAGGACACCCUCGACACAACUGCAGCCCAGCAGGAGCUUAGGACCAAGCGUGAACAGGAGGUUGCAGAGCUGAAGAAAGCCAUCGAGGAGGAGACUAAAAACCACGAGGCUCAGAUCCAGGAGAUGCGACAGAGGCAUGCCACAGCCCUAGAAGAGCUGUCCGAACAGCUCGAACAGUCAAAGAGGUUCAAGGCUAACCUGGAAAAGACUAAACAGAGCCAAGAGACUGCCAACAAGGAGUUGGCCAGCGAGGUCAAGAGCCUGCAGCAGGCAAAGCAAGAGUCCGAACACAAGAGGAAGAAGCUGGAGGCUCAGCUGCAAGAAUUCAUGGCCAGGGUCACUGAAGGAGAGAGGUCUAAGGGAGAACUGACUGAGCGCUCACACAAACUGCAGACUGAGUUGGACAAUGUGUCUACCAUGCUGGAAGAUGCAGAGAGGAAGGGGAUCAAGUUGGCCAAAGAUGUCGCUGGGCUAGAGAGUCAACUGCAAGACACACAGGAGCUACUCCAGGAGGAGACCCGCCAGAAACUAAACCUCAGCAGUCGAAUUCGCCAGCUGGAAGAGGAGAAAAACACUCUGCAGGAGCAGCAGGAGGAGGAUGAGGAGGCACGCAAGAAUCUGGAGAAACAGAUGUUUACCUUACAGGCUCAGCUGUCAGAGAGCAAGAAGAAGCUUGAAGAUGAUGUUGGAACAAUUGAAGGUCUGGAGGAGACAAAGAAGAAGCUGCAGAAGGACCUGGAACUGGCCAACCAGCGUCUGGAGGAGAAGACGAUCGCUUUUGAAAAAAUGGAGAAGACCAAGACUCGUCUGCAGCAGGAGCUAGAUGAUCUAACUGUGGACUUGGACCACCAGAGACAGAUCGUCUCCAACCUGGAGAAGAAACAGAAGAAGUUUGACCAGAUGCUGGCUGAGGAGAAGAGCAUCUCGGCUCGUUACGCUGAGGAGCGUGACCGUGCUGAAGCUGAGGCCAGAGAGAAGGAGACCAAAGCUUUGUCCAUGGCCAGAGCCCUGGACGAGGCACUGGAAGCCAAAGAGGAGCUAGAGAGGGUUAACAAGCAGCUCCGCGCUGAAAUGGAGGAUCUGAUGAGCUCAAAGGACGACGUGGGCAAGAAUGUCCAUGAGCUGGAGAAGUCGAAGCGCACGCUGGAGCAGCAGCUGGAGGAGAUGAAGACUCAGCUGGAGGAGCUGGAGGACGAGCUGCAGGCCACAGAGGACGCCAAGCUGCGCCUGGAGGUCAACAUGCAAGCCAUGAAGGCCCAGUAUGAGAGAGACCUGCAGGGCCGGGACGACCAGAAUGAUGAGAAGAAGAGAGCACUGGUCAAGCAGGUGCGAGAGAUGGAGGCGGAGUUGGAGGAUGAGAGGAAGCAGAGAGCUUUGGCUGUGGCUGCUAGAAAGAAGCUGGAGAUGGACCUGAAGGAUAUAGAGGGUCACAUAGAAGGAGCCAACAAGGCUCGAGAUGAAGCCAUCAAACAACUGCGCAAGUUACAGGCCCAAAUGAAAGACUACCAGAGGGAGCUGGAAGACACUCGAGCUUCCAGAGACGAUAUUUUUGCCCUAUCCAAGGAAAACGAGAAGAAGCUCAAGAGCCUGGAGGCAGAGAUUGUACAGCUACAUGAGGACUUAGCAGCGUCUGAGAGGGGACGACGCCACGCGGAGCAGGAGCGCGAUGAGCUGCAAGAUGAAAUCUCAAACAGCACCUCUGGGAAGGCUGCUCUGAUGGAUGAGAAGAGAAGGCUGGAGGCUCGCAUCGCCCAGCUGGAGGAGGAGCUGGAAGAGGAGCAGGGCAACAUGGAGCUACUCAAUGACCGCUUCAGAAAGACAACCAUGCAGGUGGACACUCUGACUACAGAGCUGAGCGCAGAGCGCAGCACAGCCCAGAAAAGCGAAAAUGCUCGCCAGCAACUGGAGCGUCAAAACAAGGAGCUGCGGGCCAAGCUGGGCGAGCUGGAGGGUUCUGUGAAGAACAGGUUCAAGGCCUCCAUCACUGCCCUGGAGGCCAAAAUAGCACAGCUGGAGGAACAGAUGGAGCAGGAGGCAAGGGAGCGAGCGGCAGCCAACAAGAUCGUCAGAAGGACCGAGAAGAAGCUAAAAGAAGUCUGCAUGCAGGUGGAGGAUGAGCGUCGCCAUGCCGACCAGUUUAAAGAGCAAGUGGAAAAGGCCAACUCUCGUAUGAAGCAGCUGAAGCGGCAGCUGGAGGAGGCUGAAGAGGAGGCCACGAGGGCCAACGCUUCACGUAGGAAGCUGCAGAGAGAGCUGGAUGAUGCCACCGAGGCCAGCGAGGGCCUGAGCCGUGAGGUCCACACUCUCAAGAACCGCCUCAGGCGUGGUGGCCCCAUCACCUUCUCCUCCAGUCGCUCAGGCAGACGUCCGCUGCAGGUCGAGGGAACUUCUUCUUUGGACCUCCUGUCCGACGAUGAGCUGGAAAACAAGAUCACUGACAACAAUGCCAAUGAGACCCCAGCGCCACAAACGGAGUAGAAGAAAAACCUUUGCCCUCCCUCAGUCAGCCCUAACAGACACAGCGGGACUCUCACAGCUUAAACAGGGACCCUCUUCUCAUCCCUCUGGCCACUUUAGCACAUAAAGUCCAAAACAUCCCCAGUUUGAGUAGAUUUCCCUCUUCAAACCACAGGCAGCAUGACCUAAGCCAUCCUGACUUUCCUUUUCAACCUUAGCAGACACCAGCAGUUGGACCCCCGAUGCUCUCACCACCGCCCCACUAAAGACUGUAAGAAACGCCUUACAACUCCAGCUCUGUGCUCAGCUCCUCUAGUUCCCACAAAAGUUAGAAAUAAGUUCCCUUUUUGAUCGAGGUCAGCUCAUAUUUCAGUGAGCACACACACGUGUCUGUCUGGGUGAUGAUUUUCUUCUGCUGGACCACCGUUUAGCUGUUCAGAAUGCUUCCAAAUGCUAAAAUGAUAGCACUGCAAUAUUUGAAAGGAGCACAUCAUAAUGAAAACAGAUGCUAUUUUUUUCACCUCUCUACAAUACAUGCACCAUGUGACUCAGUUUAGUUAUAUUAGUUAUGAACUGGAACUGAUAUUGUUUGCUUUUCCAGUCCUAUGCUAGGAUUGCUUGCUUGCGUAUGAGUAUAAAAUGUGAGUGUAAGCUGCUUCGUUGCAUUGGUUUCUCUUACAUUCGACAGUAGGUCAGUGUUGACUUGUAAUUAUUUGGCGUGAGCGCUAAAUCGCACUCAUGUCCUCUCGCUUCAUUCUUCUUCUUCUUCUGUGCCUUUUUCGCUCUCUUUAAACUCUAAACCCAUUUAUGCCGCAUAUACUGUUCAUAUAUUGAAACAUGCUUAAUUUCAUGAAGGUAUUUUCAUAAAGCAAAAAUCAUAAAUUUACAUUUGUAACGGAUUAUAUUAGUGGAAACCUGAUUUUCUUUGGCGUGUACGUCCUCCUGCAGCGUGUAUGUUGCCACGAUGAUUGAUAUGUCAGCCGUGUGGGGUUCUUUGUAGAUGGGUGCUAUGACUUUUCUUAUCAGUAACUUUUAUACUUUUUGAGUUAUUAAGAGUUAAAAACAAUCCAAUAGACAUCAACUGUAUUUAUAUCUCUGCUAUUGUAUACGAGACAAACUCCAUUCAUAUUUCAAAAUGCUCAGUAUUGCACAUUGCUCAACUGUACCUUUGCUCAUGACACGUACAGUUUAUGAGUCUUUAGAAGUUCUAUAAUGCAUUAAAGUCUAUGGAGCCCAAUACUCUCCUGGUUUCCUCAGCA
This is a messenger RNA of Pelmatolapia mariae (spotted tilapia), 7591 nucleotides long. Its product is annotated as myosin-10. The record is from RefSeq and is a predicted model, not a curated record. Gene Ontology annotation, biological process: actomyosin structure organization; regulation of cell shape; mitotic cytokinesis. The transcript is spliced from 42 exons. Bases 381 to 6353 code for a protein of 1990 amino acids. Lineage: Eukaryota; Metazoa; Chordata; Actinopteri; Cichliformes; Cichlidae. Gene Ontology annotation, cellular component: myosin filament; myosin II complex; cytoplasm. Gene Ontology annotation, molecular function: microfilament motor activity; ATP binding; actin filament binding.